Messenger RNA from Psammomys obesus (fat sand rat), 1266 nucleotides. Its product is annotated as protein FAM47A-like. The record is from RefSeq and is a predicted model, not a curated record. NCBI's taxonomy places the organism in Eukaryota, Metazoa, Chordata, Mammalia, Rodentia, Muridae. The transcript has a single exon. Bases 1 to 1266 code for a protein of 421 amino acids.
AUGGAGGAGCAGUGGCUUCCAUGGAAUCGUCCCCGGAAGGUAGUUCAGCCAAUGCCUCUGGGCAUGACCUACAAGCCCUGGUUCAAGGAUAGGCUGCCUUCUAAGUGUUUAGCAAAGCACAAACAGGAACAACUGAAGUUCCCUAAGUCUCUGGAUGGCCGACGUUGGCUGUUUGUGAAGAAAGGGCUGGAUGAUUUCAGGAAGGGCUGUCCUUCUUGUGAAGGUAUGAUUCUUCGUGGCCCCAAUGAGGGCUUUCUCCCCACAAUUUCGCAUGAAGUCCGCCGUGGCUCCAGAAAGACUCAGCAAAAAUGGUGCCAGAACUUAAGCUCGUUUUCCUCUCUGUCGCGGACCAAGAAAGCACGCAAGACCUUUGUGGAGAGAACCGAAGCAAACUUGACCCAGCAUCCCUUGGCUUUCUGGCCCCUGGAGGAAGCAAUUUCUGAAGAUACCUUAUUAAAAGUUCUGAAAAUUCUUGACCCUGACCGGAGGUUGGAGGAGAAAUGGAAUUACUGUGAGGGCCGCAGAAAAUCUAUAAAUGAGCCUACAGUGGCUGAGACAUGCUCUGACAAUGAAGUUGACACGGAACCUCCCGAGUUUCCUUGGUCAUGUAUAUAUAGUAUGCUUAAUGAAAACAAGUCUGAGACACAGGACUCCAGUGAGUCUCUUUAUAACAGGUACACACCCAAAGAAGUCUAUGACUUCUGUGAAUGGGUUGAGUCACUUGGAGUCAUGGACAUUGACGAAGAGUUCAUGAUGAAGCAAUUUGACAUUGGCUAUGAGUGCAAACAGAUCUAUGAUGACUGUGCCAUCAAGAAAAUCAGCCUGCUUCCUCCUGAGCUCAGGUACUGCAGGAGGCUGAGCAAAGUGAAGGAAAUCAGAUUCUCCAUACAGGAGUCAAACUUUGAAAGGAAACUCCGAAAACCACAAGAUCCUUACAAGCACACCAGAGAUAAGAUUAGAUAUGGAGCAUGGUAUCUAAAGCCGUCUCUGUGGAAAAAGCUAGUAAAUGAUGAACCUUUAGAGGAUCCUGCACUUCAAAGUGGAAAGACAGAAAAACCAGACGUCAUUGAAGACCUUUAUGGAACAAUUGCCUUUAAGGAUUUCAUCAUAAGCAAAGGCUACACUAUGCCAAGCAUCCUUGAGAAACUGUUUAUGAGGAAAGGAUGGGAUUAUGACACUGUCAAAACUCCAAUACCAAGAAUACUAAAAGCACAUGAAUUGCUCAUGCAGAAAAAGGAUGAAGAUUAUGAUGAUGAAAAUGACUAG